CUUUUGCGUAAUUUUCUUUCUUUCUUUCUUCGGCAGCUUUUAUUCUACUGUUCUCGUUCAACUGCGAAGCAUGUAACCGCAAACCCUAGAAAUCAGUUCAGGUACCAUCGUUUUUCUACCUUAAGUUCUCACCGUCACCACCAAACCUGCACAGUUUCCGCCGCCUCCACCUCCUCUUCUGUUGUUAAUUCGUCCGCUGACUUCCAUUUUCAUCUCUCUCUGCCUCUCUACGUCUCCUUCUCUGUUUCUCCUCUGCUUCCGUUAACUUUUUUUAGAUUCCCGAAAUCUAAAACCCUAACUCUCGAAUUGAUUCGGUGGUUUCUCGAUCUCGGAAGUGGUUGUUUCAAAUUAAGCAAAAAAUAUGUCGUCGUUGAGCAGAGAAUUAGUGUUUCUGAUUCUUCAAUUCCUUGAAGAGGAGAAAUUCAAGGAGACCGUACACAAGCUAGAGCAAGAGUCAGGGUUCUUCUUCAACAUCAAGUACUUCGAAGAGAAAGCGUUGGCUGGAGAAUGGGAUGACGUUGAGAAGUAUCUUUCCGGAUUCACCAAAGUGGAUGAUAAUCGAUACUCCAUGAAGAUUUACUUUGAAAUCAGAAAGCAGAAGUACCUGGAAGCUCUCGAUCGGCAUGAUAGACCAAAAGCUGUUGAAAUUUUAGCAAAGGAUUUGAAAGUUUUUUCCUCAUUUAAUGAAGAGCUAUACAAGGAAAUUACACAGCUUUUGACUCUAGAGAACUUUAGCUUGAAUUGGCAACACCAGCUGUGUAAAAACCCAAGGCCUAAUCCAGAUAUUAAGACUUUAUUUACAGACCACAGUUGUUCCCCUUCAAAUGGGGCACGUGCACCUACCCCGGUAACUCUUCCUAUUGCAGCUGUCGCCAAACCUACGACUUAUGCUCCCCUUGGAGCACAUGGUGGACCUUUUCCGCCAGCAACUGCAGCUUCUAAUUCUAAUGCUUUAGCAGGGUGGAUGCUAAGUGCUAAUCCUUCCUCAUCAGUUCAAUCAGCUGUUGUUGCUGCUUCAUCAUUAUCUGUUCCACCAAAUCAAGGUAACCUGGAAGGCUUUGAUUUUUCAUACAUGUUUUUUUGGCUUGUUAAGGACCCAUCUCACUGGGAUGUUGCUGAGCCGUUGCCUUCUUAUGGUCGAGGAAUUGAACUUCCUGGGAAGAGACAUAGAAGUUUGAUAAAUGGGUAUAUGUUAAAUGAUGUGGUCAUAACAGGUGAUAAUGGAACCAUAGAUGGCCAAGGUUCAGUUUGGUGGGAUUGGUUCACCUCUCAUUCCUUAAACUAUAGCCGCCCUCAUCUUGUGGAAUUUAUUUCAUCUGAAAAGAUACUUGUAUCAAACAUUACAUUUCGGAAUGCUCCAGCUUAUAACAUCCACCCAGUCUAUUGCAGUGAUGUAUACAUGCAAAAUGUUUCAGUUUUUGCUCCACCAGGAUCACCAUAUACUGUUGGUGUGGUUCCAGAUUCUUCUAAUAAUGUCUGCAUUGAGGAUUGCAACAUUAGUAUGGGCCACGAUGCAAUAGCCCUUAAGAGUGGUUGGGAUGAGUAUGGCAUUGCUUAUGGCAGGCCUACCACAAAUGUAAACAUCAGAAGGGUCCACCUUCAAUCAUUUUCUGGCGCAUCCAUUGCCUUUGGUAGUGAAAUGUCUGGUGGCAUUUCUAAUAUUCAAGUGAAGCAGGUCCACCUAUACAAUUCAUUAAGUGGAAUUGAGCUAAGAACAACCCGCGGAAGAGGUGGUUAUAUUAAGGAGAUCAUCACAUCAGAUGUUGAUCUAAGAAACGUUAACACAGCUUUUGGUGCCACUGGCCAUUGCCGGUCACAUCCAGAUGACAAAUUUGAUCCUGAUGCUCUUCCAAUUGUGGAUAAGAUCACCUUUCAGAAUAUCAUUGGCACAAACAUCACUGUUGCUGGAAACUUCACUGGGAUUGAAGAAUCACCCUUUACUUCUAUAUGCCUAUCCAACAUCUCCUUAUCAAUGAAUCCUGCCUCUUCCACUUAUUGGGAAUGUUCAUAUGUGUCUGGCUUUUCAGAGUCAGUGUUCCCUGAACCAUGUCCUUGCCUCGAGAAUUCAAAUACCUCCUCAACAUGCUUUUCCCUCCUGAACUCCAAUGGUAGAAGUGCAGUCUUAUGAUACCAUUGCCUUCAGACAUAAAACCUCAGAAUAUUGCAUUUUCUUCCAUUUACCAUCUCAGAAUAGGUCAGAUUCUUUCCCCAAUAAGACAUGUCUAGAAUACCUGUUUGUUUAUCCCUUCCAUAUUUUCUCGCACGUUGCAAUCUCCAGGUUACUUGUACAGUUCCAUUUGUUCAUUCUUGUGUAAGAAAAUUUUUGGUAGUGGUGGGUAUAAAGCACAAAGAGAGGGGGGUCUUGGAUAUUUCUAGUUUUUCUUUCUGUUGAAUUCCAUUUUAUGUUUAUGGUACCGUUGGUGCAGUAAUGAUCUCAUUAUAGAAUCUUUGUAUGAUUUGGAUUGAUUUGGUGGACAAAAAUGGUACAUAAAUGAAGAGAAAAAUUUUAA
Messenger RNA from Rubroshorea leprosula, 2510 nucleotides. Lineage: Eukaryota; Viridiplantae; Streptophyta; Magnoliopsida; Malvales; Dipterocarpaceae. The record is from the annotation of a GenBank genome assembly.